AAUGUCGUUACAGUGGCUGACAUGCAUGGGCGCUAAUAUCUCUCUGAAAAUUAAUACGUUUAAUUAUGUAUUAUGUCCAGUCUAGUAUUUUUCUUCAUGAUGGUCUUAAACGUAAUAACACACGUUGCGUUUUUUUAAUUUCUAGGGAAACACGCAAGUUAGCCAAUGAGGGCAGGAUGAUAUGUUGUUGCGCCAGAAUCAGUUAUUAGCAAAUACACAGGCCUUAUUCUGUUUGUAUGACCUUAAUUCAUUCGUAUAAUAAGCAUUUACCAGUACUGUGAUCAGCAAGAGGGUUUAACGCUUCGUACACUCGCAGUAACACGCCAUGGAUCAACAUGACCACAGAGACCAGCAGCAGGAGGAGUCCGUUUCUAAAAGAUCCAGUGACUCCAGCAGCGAUUAUAACACUCAGAAACGACACAGAGCUUCUGGUGAGCAACACCAGACUCUGUCCACUCACAGACAGCGAUAUGAGAGGAACUUCCCCUUGUACAAGCAGCCUGUGGAGGUGGGCUUCUUCUCUCUGGACUCCAAGAGGAACUUCUUCAACGAUCAGCGGCAGCUGAGAUAUUAUGUUCAGCCUAAAAAAAGUCCGGAGUUCAAUUUAAGGGAUGGAUACACCAACCGCUUCAUUAAAAGGGACGACGGAGUGAAAGAGAAGCUUGAUCAUAUACUGAAGUGGAUCCUGGAAAACAGAGACCAGAUCCAAAUCAGAGACUCGCAAUCAUCGUCCAGCUGUCCUUUAGGUGUAGACUUUGUGACAUGGAGAGGACACUUAACCAAGGUGCUGACCACCCCAUAUGAGACUCAAGAGGGAUGGAUGCUGGCCGCAUCCAGGUUUGGAGGCACCAUCUACAUCAGUGAGGUGGAGACAGAAGCCGCACGAGUGAACCGAGAAAACCGCUCAGAACGACAUGAGGAGAUGAUGUACUGGGGUUACAAGUUUGAGCAGUACACAUGUGCAGAUGAUGUUGAUGGCGCUCCAGACCCAGGGGGAGUCGUGAACACAAAUGAGGCAUUCUGUACGGUAGUUCAGACCCGUUUGGCCGAUCACAAGCUGCUGUUCUCUGGGGAGGUGGACUGCCGCAUCAAAGAUUCUGACGCUCCUCCGGCUCCAGCUUGUUAUGUAGAGCUCAAGACCUCUGCAGAGAUCUGUACCCCGAAACAGCGCAGCAACUUCCACAGAUACAAGCUGCUGAAAUGGUGGGCACAGUCAUUUCUUCCUGGGGUGCCGCAGAUUGUCGCUGGGUUUCGAGACCAUGAUGGGAUAGUGGUGUCUGUUGAGGCAUUCCAAACCUCGAAAAUAUCACAACUGAUCAAGAAUGAGUAUAACUGCUGGAAGCCAACAGUCUGCAUGAAUUUCUGCAAUGAUUUCUUGUCCUUCGUCAAAUCAGUUGUCCAAGAAGAUGACCCAAGGUUGGUGUACCUGUUUAGAUGGGAUCCUCACAGAGAUGUGACCUACACAGUCCACAGAGACUCUCAGUACACUUUCAUACCAGAGUGGUAUGUGCAGGACACGAGGAGUCACCACUCAUCUCAACACUGACAAACUGAACUCAAUUGGGCAUACUGAAUUUACACAGUUUUUUUAUGCAAGGCAUGAUUGUAGAGGAUUUUACAGAACUUGUUUUUUCUCUGGAUGGUUUUACCUAAUGGGGGGGGUUAUAUGUGUUUAUUGAGAUUUGCCAUCAAAAUGUCUGUCGAAAUGUUCAUUUUUGAAAGAAUCAUGAAAUGUAGUUAGAAACAGUUAUGUGAAGUCUAAUACAUGACUUAAGUGUCCUAGCUUCACACUCUCUUGGAUAAAGAUGCAGCUCUGUUAUCAUCGCAGAGCAAAGAAAUGACUCCCAACAGGAUUUCCUCCCAAACUACCUUUUAUUAUCUUUGCCCGGAUGUUUGCAAUUCAAUUAACCAUGGCAAAAGGUUCCACAAACUAAAGUACAAAAUAUAUGCAAAAAAAAAAAAAAAAUGAAGUGAUGUACAAAGCCAAAGCUGCAUUUGAAUUAUGUAAACCGUGUUAGUUUUUCUUAUUCUGUAUGGUCACAAACCACAGUUUCAUUGCAACAGAGCAGGUAAGACUUCAGUAAGCUAGAGUGUUUCUCUCAGUAACAGCGAAUUUAAGGCAAGGAUGGUAUAGAGGUAGACCGGUUUUUCCUAUUAAUCAGUGCCAAUAGUUGCUUUGGAACUAUCGGUUCUAGGCAAAAAUCUAUGUCGAUAGUUGACAAUAGU
Messenger RNA from Myxocyprinus asiaticus (Chinese sucker), 2226 nucleotides. It is a transcript of the gene dxo, whose product is annotated as decapping exoribonuclease. Gene Ontology annotation, molecular function: mRNA 5'-diphosphatase activity. Gene Ontology annotation, biological process: NAD-cap decapping; nuclear-transcribed mRNA catabolic process. NCBI's taxonomy places the organism in Eukaryota, Metazoa, Chordata, Actinopteri, Cypriniformes, Catostomidae. The record is from RefSeq and is a predicted model, not a curated record. The coding region runs from base 326 to 1546 and encodes 406 amino acids. The transcript has 6 exons. Gene Ontology annotation, cellular component: nucleus; cytosol.